AACCCUUCAGUCUCACGAUGCGUCCCUAUAUCACUCUCUCCAUCACACUUUUUUUCUAUAUCAAUGUUCCUGUAUUGCACUAUUCUUUUCUCCCUGAAUCUCUCUUCCUCUAUCGUAGUCUCUUUUUCAUCUUCCUCUCUCCUCACAUCUCUCGCCUUCCCUGUAUCUUCCUCUCACUAUCUCUUUACCUCUUUCCUAUAUAACUCUUUCUUUCCAUCUCCUUGUAUCUUUUUUCCCUCCACCAUACUUUCUUUUUCUGCUUGUAUCUUCUCCCCAGUAUCACUCUCGUCUCUCUAUCUCUCUCACUUCCUGCAUGUCUCUUCGCCUCUCCCUGUACAUCUCCCCCCACCUCCCUAUCUCAUUCCCUUUACUGUAACUCCUCUCUCUCCCUGCAUCUCUCUAUUCCCGAGUCUCUCUCUCUCUUUGCCCUGCUGACGUCUGUCUAUUUGCCUCUCCCCCUCCGCCGUUCUCAGUUUUUCCGCUGCCGGUCUCCUGGGGUCAGUCCGUUUGAUUUCCUCGGCUCCUUAAGGUAGUGCUGAACUACCUCUCUCCGCACCCUUUGGCGUUGUUUCAGCUUCGCCGUCGAGCUCCUACUGCAAGGACCGCUGCCGCCACUGCCUCCUCUUCUCUCUCAUCCCGGCCGCAGGUUUUUUGACUGAGAAGUAUCAACCUGUCUUCAGACCUCUGACGAAGCAUUCCUCCUCAAGGGCCCACCAGCAGAUUGCAGAGCACUUUCCUGGAAAUAAAAGAGAGAGAAAAUUGUCCUGUUGAAUAAACUGUGACAAUGUCAACAAACAACAUAGCUCAAGCAAGGAAAAUGGUGGAACAGUUAAGGAUUGAAGCUGGCAUUGAGAGGAUCAAGGUAUCAAAGGCAGCUGUAGAUUUGAUGAACUACUGUGAACAGCAUGCAAGGAAUGACCCAUUGCUUGUUGGAGUCCCAGCCUCUGAAAACCCCUUCAAGGAUAAAAAACCUUGCACCAUUCUAUAGCUGCUACCAGCCAUCUUUUCUCAAACUGACCACAGCAUCAGAGGACCUGCCAAGAAUUUCUAUUGGUAAUCAGACCUUGAGGAGCAAACGCAGCUUCUGAAAUGCAGGACUGCUGUGGAAAUGUGCUAUAAAAAUAGGGGAAAAAAAAGUUGGAUUCUGUUUGUUUGUCAGCUAAACAUGUUUCUGGAAGUGAAGGAAAGAAGAUAUUAUGGGGAAUAGAAAUGGAAAAUGAUUGCCAUUUUGGACUUCUAUGAUAGAUUUUCUGAUUGUAAUAUUGAGAUCUUAGGUUUAGAAAAAACUCGGCAAGGAUAUUUUUGCCUAAAAAUUCUUUUUAAAAAAUUAAAGGUUUAUGUAUAAAGAGUGUACAUUUGGAAGAUGAUGAUAUAGUUUGGGCAAUAACAUUAAGCAAAGGGAGCAAUUGGCUGCUUUCAUUGCAUUUUUAAAUGUCACAUUGUUCAUCUUUAUUGUCAUUAGUAGUGUAGUUUUACUUAUUCCAUCUUUUAAAUUUCAUAUUUACACUACCAAAGUACUUGCCAAGGUAACCAAUGUAAAUAAUCAAUAUUUUAUUCAUUUUUCUUCGUCUGUUUUCUUAAUAAGACCUGCUAGUUACAACUUAACCAUAAAAAAGCCCAAACUGUAGAAUAAUUUACAAUUAUUUGUGCUAAAAUGUAUUAGGUAAAAUUGAAAUUUGUGAGUUUAGCAGAUGCAAAUAUUUCAUACCCUCAGAAGCAACACCAGUGGGCCCCAUGCAACUCACAUGGCAUGCAUGUGGAUGUAGGCAACUUGUUUCUCCUAUCUCUGAGCAUUAAACUGACUUUAUUGCCAUGAGAGUAUAUGCACAUCGUCUUUGAUGAACCUAAACUAAUCUGUAUUAUAAUUAAACAUAAAAUGUUUCACUAAGUCAUGCUGCUAAUUUUAAAACUUCGAGAAAUCAUGCUUAUUGAAUUUUUAUUUGAAGCUUAAAUUCUGAUCUAGUAUUUGUGGUAUUGUUCUCAUUAUGCACUUACAAUAAUGAGAAAAGAAUCUCCUCUGUGGUACGACAGCUGCAGAUUGAUAAAAUUUCUGGAAUGUCAAUUUAAAACUAAAGCAAAGAUUAAGAAAGAAAUAUUUGCCCAAAUAUCAAGUGAGCCAUUGCUCUUCACUUGUCCUUGUUCAUAACAACAAACCCCUUGAGGAUUACAAACUGUUGUCGCGUGCCAAAAUCCAUCAAAUUGCCAAGUAAUUUAUGACAUAGAGAAGUGUUAGAAAACUUUAGAAACCACAAUUAUUUUUAAAAUUUUGUUAUUGUAUUGAAAGACAAGUGUAAAACAUUUGCCAAGACUUUUGUUUAAUGUCUUUAAACAGGUUGCAUGUGCAUUGUACUUCCAGCUGCCUCGCGUUGUUGCCUUUUAUUCUCAGCUGUUCAGCGUUAGUUAAGCUUGCCAUGAAUUUAGUUAAAACCUUUUCUUGAACCACAUCAUCUCACCAAGAAUACCAUCAUAAAUUUCAUUACAAGUUACUUAUUAUGAAUUGCUAUUUACAGAUGUCUGAAUACAAAAUGAAGAGGAUCAUUUCUCAAACCAAAAUUCUUAAAGCAUUUGAAAAUGUAGUUGUGCAAUAUAAAAUUCUGAAAAGCUGUUAUUUAGGUAACCGAAGUAGAGACAUGUGGUUUGUGGUGACAUAUAGAUUUUUGCAGUAUACAGUCUUGUGGUACCAUGUCAACCCUUCCACAUGUGCUUCCCUCCACUUUUAACUCCCUUUCUUUUACAGUGCCUUUUUAUUUGCAGAACAGAAAAAAAAUCUUUUGUUAGCAGUACAAAUUGCAGUAUUUUCUUUAUCAUGCCAAUUGAAUACCUGUACAUUGAAAGCGCACCAUAAGGACACUUAACUGCAGGAGAAAUUAACAUUUGUGAAUCUGUCAACAUUUCAUAAUUUCAUAAGCUGUUGAUUGAGAUGUAUUCCAAAAUUUUUUGAUUUUACUGACACUGAUUAAAAAAAUCCUAUUGAGAGUGUAUGUUC
This is a messenger RNA of Rhincodon typus (whale shark), 2986 nucleotides long. RefSeq names its product guanine nucleotide-binding protein G(I)/G(S)/G(O) subunit gamma-7. Gene Ontology annotation, biological process: G protein-coupled receptor signaling pathway. Lineage: Eukaryota; Metazoa; Chordata; Chondrichthyes; Orectolobiformes; Rhincodontidae. The record is from RefSeq and is a predicted model, not a curated record. The transcript is spliced from 5 exons. Bases 785 to 988 code for a protein of 67 amino acids. Gene Ontology annotation, molecular function: G-protein beta-subunit binding. Gene Ontology annotation, cellular component: heterotrimeric G-protein complex.